AUGCGUCUACCAUACGUCCCUGACCCCCCGAAUUUCACGUCCGAAGAGGAUAAAGCCGUCGAGCAGCGCGUCAGACAACGGCGAGGCGAGAAGGGUCUCAUAGCUCUAGACCGAACAUUGCUACAUGCUCCUCCCAUUGCUGAUGGAUGGAACUCAUUCCUAGGUUCAAUCCGCACCAAGACCAGUCUCCCCACCGCCAUCCGCGAAACAGCCAUAUGCCGCGUCGCCGUGCUAAACAAAGCAUGGUACGAGUGGGAGUCGCACUCACCAAUCCUCGAAUCUGCAUCGGAUGUCUCCAAGGCGCAGGUUGACGCAGUCCUGAAAUCCGAACCUCGACAACCGCUUGAGAUUCUUGGAGAUAAGCUGUCCGCAGUACUAGCGUACACCGACGCCAUGACUCUGGACGUCCGUGUCCCUGAUGCUGUAUUUGAUAAAUUGAAGCAAGCGCAGUUUAGUGAGAAAGAAAUAGUUGAAAUUACGGCUACGAUAGCGGCGUACAAUUGCGUAUCUAGGUUUCUAGUUGCGUUAGAUGUUGGGGAGAGGAAUGCGCAGACAGGGCCGAAGGAAGGGGGUAAGGAGUAG
This is a messenger RNA of Alternaria atra, 582 nucleotides long. RefSeq lists its product as uncharacterized. Lineage: Eukaryota; Fungi; Ascomycota; Dothideomycetes; Pleosporales; Pleosporaceae. The coding region runs from base 1 to 582 and encodes 193 amino acids. The transcript is spliced from 2 exons. The record is from RefSeq and is a predicted model, not a curated record.